ACACUCACUCACGCGCCGUUCCCCCUUCAUUUCACACUCUGAUCUGAAUAAACGAUCAAGAAAAGACAAACAAUGCACGACUCCACCUCCACCUCCCGCCACCGUCACCGCCGCGAACCACCACAACCGACUCACCGCCGUCGUUCUUGGUGUUGCUCUUUUGCCGUUCCGCCGCAGAGCCCAGAGAACCACUACGACGGCGGCGGCAAAACCCGCUACUGUGUUUCUACUCGCUCCCAGUCGUCGAAGCAUCUCAGAAAUCCUCCGACUCCUAAAAAGACCGAAAUGCACCCGAAGUCUUCUCAUAAUUCCUUCCCCAACUCGCCACAGUCGCAGGCUUCGACUACCUCCUCCUCCUCGAAACUUGGGCUCCGGAAAAUUUUAUCUCCGGGUCGGGUCUCCCCUAUUGAGGAACCCGCUCCGGUUCCGACGACUACGAAGGGGAGAACUGCAAGUUCUUUGACGGAAGUUCCGAAAUCGCCCAUGCGAGAUGAUUGUAGCUGUGGUGGGGCGGAGGCGGACGACGAGGGUAGUUUGGGGAAUUUUGACGUGAGGUUGAAUUUGAAGGCGAGAAAUGGAGGGGGAUCUUUGAUUUUGGAGCUGAGCUCGGUGGUUCUGGCGGCGAAUAGCUCCGUGUUCGCCGGACUAAUUGCUGAUUACCGGACGAAUUCGAAUGCCAAGGGUUUGUGUCGAAUUGAGGUGCCGGAUGUUGACAAUUUGGGUGUUUUUCGAGAAACGAUUGAGCUUAUGUUCGAUGAAGAUAUCCCGAAAAAACUCGUCAAGAUCGGGCCUUUUCGCGCCAUUGAUAUGCUGGAGGUGGCUGCAGGUAUCAAGUUUGUCAGGGGUGUUUCAUCAUGCUUAAAGUUCCUUGAAGCAGUGCCCUGGACUGAGGAAGAAGAAGAGAAACUGAGGGUCCUCUUUACAAAAUAUAAGUUCGAUGAUGGAACAAGUAGAGACAUAUUGGCCAGGCUUUAUGCACUUGAGUCGGUAGAUUCUCAACAAACCAUGGCUCGACAGCUACUUUGGUCAAUUAUUACCUGUGCUGAUACCAAUGCUGGAAACGAGCUGAAAUCCUUAGUCAAGGGGCUCCUGUCCAAAAGCUCAGUUUACGAGAAGGACUACGAUGAUAUUGAGAGGGACGACAUUUUUGCUGUUUGCCAGUCUUGUUUGAGUUCUUUGAUCAAUCUGUUUGAGGAGGCAUCUGGCACUGCUCAAUCUGAAAAAUUAGUGAAACAGGAUAAAGGUAAGCCGAUGAUUGAACGCAUCUCAAAGCAGGUUGACAACCUUAAUUGGUUGUUUGAAAUCCUGCUUGAUCACCAAAUGGCCGAGGAGAUGGUAGAUAUGUGGGCAGAUCAAGCAGACUUAAUUAGAAUGCACGAGAGCUCAUCUCCUAUGAUUAGAUAUGAGCUUAGCCGGGUGUCAGCAAUGUUGUUUAUCGCACUGGGCACUCGGAAACUGCAUUGUCCGUCAGAUUCUAGGCUGAGCCUCCUCAGUGCAUGGUUCAGACCUAUGCUAUUGGACUUUGGUUGGUUACAGAGGUGCAAAAAGGGGCUUGACAUGAAGGCCUUGGAGGAAGCAAUGGGUCAGGCACUCCUUACCCUUCCUCUAAAGGAGCAAUACACUCUGUUUAUGGAUUGGUUCUGUUAUUUCUCUAAGCAUGGCACCGAAUGCCCUAAUCUCAGUAAAGCAUUCCAGAUCUGGUGGCGCAGAUCGUUCUUGAGAGGAUCUGAAACUUAUGCUAUUGAGUCUAGGUAAAAUGAUACUUCUUUGCAUAUUUCCGAUGCAAUCAAAUAUCUUGGCAUCAGAGAUUGGUCAAUUCAAAACAUGUGAAACCGGUAAUGUAGAUUAUGUAGGAUAUCUAACUGUUGUAACAAUGUCAACUAGAUAGAGAGUGCUAGCUCCUAACCUCCAUUCUUUUGUGCAUCAUAUGGAGUUUGAUUUCAUUGGGUUAGAUAUAGACCCCUCCCAGAACCCUAUUAGGAGCUUGCUUUACCAGAGUGGGAUAGACCUAUUUCUCUCAGAAGUAGUCUUGCUCUUCUUCUUCUUUUAAUAUGUCCUGGUGAAGUGAUUGCCAUCCAUGGUGAUGAAGUUGACUGCAGUUACAUCUAGUUUGAGUUUUGGAGAAUUAGAAAUUGUCUGUUUGCUGGAGAGUGAAAAUGCGUAUAUUGGCUGUAGCUAAAACAAUAUUACACCUAUCAAUUUGGUGCA
Molecule: messenger RNA, 2208 nt
Organism: Coffea eugenioides
Lineage: Eukaryota; Viridiplantae; Streptophyta; Magnoliopsida; Gentianales; Rubiaceae
Product: BTB/POZ domain-containing protein At2g13690
Exons: 2
Coding region: 73-1755 (560 amino acids)
Molecular function (GO): protein binding
Source: RefSeq, a predicted model, not a curated record